This is a messenger RNA of Rhea pennata, 5837 nucleotides long. It is a transcript of the gene RPRD2, whose product is annotated as regulation of nuclear pre-mRNA domain containing 2. The record is from RefSeq and is a predicted model, not a curated record. NCBI's taxonomy places the organism in Eukaryota, Metazoa, Chordata, Aves, Rheiformes, Rheidae. The transcript is spliced from 11 exons. Gene Ontology annotation, biological process: mRNA 3'-end processing. The coding region runs from base 5 to 4399 and encodes 1464 amino acids. Gene Ontology annotation, molecular function: RNA polymerase II C-terminal domain binding.
GAAGAUGGCGGCCGGCGGCGGCGGCAGCGGCAAGGCCUCCUCGUCGUCGUCGGCGGCGGCGUCGUCGUCCUCGGCGGGCGCCCUGGAGGCCUCGCUCGACAGGAAGUUCCAGGCGGUCACCAACACCAUGGAGUCCAUCCAGGGGCUGUCGUCGUGGUGCCUGGAGAACAAGCGGCACCACAGCACCAUCGUCUACCACUGGAUGAAGUGGCUGCGGCGCUCUGCCUUUCCUCAUCGACUGAAUCUUUUUUACUUGGCCAAUGAUGUCAUACAGAACUGCAAGAGAAAAAAUGCAAUUGUAUUUCGUGAUACAUUUGCAGAAGUGCUUCCUGAAGCAGCUUCAUUAGUGAAGGAUCCAUCGGUUUCUAAAUCUAUAGAAAGAAUCUUUAAAAUCUGGGAAGACAGAAAUGUAUACCCAGAGGAAACCAUUUUGGCACUAAAAGAAGCUCUAAGUACCACUUUCAAAUCUCAGAAGCAGCUGAAAGAAACUCUGAACAAACAACCGAAUAAGCCGUGGAAGAAAUCUCAAACAUCUACGAACCCGAAAGCUGCUCUGAAAUCCAAGAUUGUUGCUGAAUUCAGACCACAGUCUCUCAUUGAUGAAUUGCUAUUAUAUAAGCGCUCAGAAGACCAGAUAGAACUGAAAGAGAAGCAGCUUUCCACUAUGAGAGUGGAUGUAUGCAGCACUGAAACACUUAAAUGCUUAAAAGACAAAACAGGAGGAAAGAAGUUCUCCAAGGAGUUUGAAGAAGCAAGUUCAAAGCUAGAAGAAUUUGUAAAUGGUUUGGACAAGCAAGUGAAAAACGGUCCCUCGCUAACUGAAGCUCUGGAGAAUGCUGGUAUAUUUUAUGAAGCACAGUAUAAAGAAGUCAAGGUGGUAGCAAAUGCUUAUAAAACAUUUGCUAAUAGAGUGAGCAAUCUAAAGAAAAAGCUGGAUCAACUGAAAGCAACGCUUCCUGAUCCAGAAGAGUCUCCUGUCCCUUCUCCAAGUAUGGAUGCCCCAUCUCCAACGGGCUCAGAGUCCCCUUUUCAGGGAAUGGGUGAGGAGGAGAGCUCACGGUCUCCAGUUGUUGGAAGCCGCAAGAUGGUGUCUCCAGAGCCUGUGACAGAUAAUCGUGAUGUGGAGGACAUGGAACUCUCGGAUGUGGAAGAUGAUACGUCUAAAAUUAUUGUGGAAGAGAGGAAGGAGAAACAGGCUGCUCCAGCCUCAGCACCUGUGAAGACUGAAAGUGCCCCCAAAGUGGUGCCAUCUACUGCCGCAAUAGGUACAACUUCUGUGACUGUGACAACACCUGCCCAGACUCCUGUAACUCCUCCAACUCCUAAGGCAGUGAACACGGCGCCUGUUCCUCUAUCGCCAGCGCUCGCUUUGCCGAACCUCGCCAAUGUUGACCUGGCAAAGAUCAGCUCUAUUCUUAGUAGUUUAACUUCUGUUAUGAAAAAUACAGGCGUCAGUCCUGCAUCAAGACCGUCUCCAGGAACGCCGACAAGCCCAACAGCUCUUACUGGCGGCUUGAAGACCCCUGUCAUGGGGACUCCAUCUGCUCCUUCAAACCCUUUGGCAAAUAUUCUCUCCAAGGUUGAAAUAACUCCUGAAAGUAUUUUGUCUGCUCUCUCCAAAACCCAGACACAGACUGCACCAGCAUUGCAAGGUUUGUCAUCCUUACUUCAGAGUGUUGCUGGAAAUACAGUUCAGUCGAGUGAAACUGCAUCACAGAGCACUUCAGCAUCACCAGCCAACACAACUGUCCCUUGCAUGAAGGGGAGGAAUGUUCCUUCCAAUGCUCAGCCCUUUAUAUCUAAAAAUUUUGGUUAUUCUCCAAACUCAUCUACUGCCGAGGUUUCUUCAACUUCAGUUAACAAGGCUCCCAUUGGACAUACCCCAGGGCUUUCAAGUUCUAGUUUUAAGCCGCCAACAAAUUCCUUGGGAUUUUCCAGUUCCCAUCCUACCAGUCCUUCUUCCCUUCUACCAACAGAGACUUCAAUGAGUCAAUCCUCUGAAAUUUCAAAGGCAAAGCUGGAAUCAGAACCCCCUUCUCCAAGCCUGGAAAUGAAGAUACACAAUUUUUUGAAGGGAAAUCCUGGCUUCAGUGGUCUAAACUUGAAUAUUCCAAUUCUGAGCAGUUUAGGGUCCAACAUUGCAACAGAAAGUCAUUCAUCUGACUUUCAGCGUGGUCCUACUAGCACUUCUAUGGACAAUGUGGAUGGAACGCCAGUUCGCGACGAGCGAAGCGGGACGCCCACCCAAGAUGAGAUGAUGGAUAAGCCAACGUCGAGUAAUGUUGACACUAUCUCUUUGCUGUCAAAAAUCAUGAGCCCUGGUUCUUCUACUCCCAGUAGCACAAGAUCACCUCUUCAGAGUAGAGACGACGGCUAUUCCCAAGAACUUCCUAAUUCUGUACACACCUACCGGCCUUUCAGCCUAGGCAGAGAUUCUCCCGCCAGCAUGUAUAAGCAAUCUGCAGAUAGCAUGGAAAUACCCUCAUCUUUAAUGGACUCCUCUCAGGAGAAAUUUUAUCCAGACACGUCUUUUCAGGAGGACGAAGAUUACCGUGACUUUGAUUACUCUGGGCCGCCACCGUCGGCCAUGUUAAACCUAGAGAAGAAGCCUGCAAAGUCUAUUUUGAAAUCGAGUAAACUCUCUGAAGCUGCGGAGUACCAGCCGGUUCUGUCUAGUUACAGUCAAAGAUCACAGGAGUUCAGUGUGAAGUCAUCUUUUCCUCCGUCUAUGAGGUCUAUUCUUGAUCAGAGUGAGAGCUGUGACCCGCUGUCGUCAUCUCCAGGGAUGUAUGGAAGUUACGGCCUCCGGGGAAAUGACUCCACUUCGGAUGGCUCCCCCUCGCCUAGUAAGAAUGACGUUUUUUUCACGCCAGACUCCAAUCAUAAUAAUUUAUCCAAAUCUGUGGUGCAUUCUGGCUUGUCACAGAAGCAGUAUCCAGACUCACCCCAUUCAGUCUCCCAGAGGUCGCUUUUCUCUUCUCAAAACACUCUUUCCAACCCUGCAGGCAGAGCACCCACGUCAAGUGUGGAGAAGACGUUAGGUUCUUCCAUUUCUGCCACGUCAACAAUCGAGUUCAAGAACAUGCUCAAGAACGCGUCUCGUAAGCCCUCCGAGGAAAAGCAUUUUAGCCAGAUUCCCAAAAGCAGCUCAAACGAAGGGGUUAGCUUGUCUAGCCACACUCAAACUGGAGUUUCCAAAGGAGGAGAGCAGCAGCAGCAGCAGCAAGAGGAGCAUUACCGUAUAGAAACCAGGGUGUCAUCGUCCUGCUUAGACUUGCCUGACAGCACUGAAGAAAAAGGAGCCCCCAUAGAAACGCUGGGUUAUCAUAACGCGUCUAGCCGGGGAAUGUCAGGAGAGCCGAUUCAGACCGUAGAGUCCAUAAGAGUUCUUGGGAAAGGAAAUAGAGGACACGGGCGAGAGGCGAGCAGAGCAGGGUGGUUUGAGAUAAGCAAUACAGGUAGCGCUUUUGAUAACGGGCCCUCGAGCGCCUCUGAGCUGCCCAGCAUGGGCAGCGGCGGUGGGAUUGCCAGCUUCCAAGCGCAGUACAAGGAACACGUGCCGCAAUUUCAGGAGAGCGUAAACAAUUUCAGAACCAAUAAUUUCAGCCCUGCUUUCGAACAUCACAUACCACCUCCCAUCGCGCCUCCUCCCAUAGAGCACGGGACUCCUUUUCAGAGGGAUCAAGUCGGUGCGCCCUCCGGGCCCCCGUCCGCUCCGCCCAAGGAUCACGGAAGCCUUUUCCCUAGGGAUCACUCAGUUCCUCCACAUAUGCCAUCCGUGGAUCACACUAACCCGUUCUCAAAAGAAACACCCGCUCCGCUCUCACUGCCGCACGGCGUCCCCCCUCCUCCCGCCGUGGAACACAGCGGGGUCCCCUUCCCCACUCCUCCCCCCCCUCCCGUCCCCGUGGAGCACCCCGGCGUCCCCUUCCCCACCCAGCCGCCGCCGGCCGGCGAGCACGGCGGCGUGCCCUUCCCAGCCCCGGCCCUCCCCGUGGAGCACGGCGGCGGCGCCUUUUCCAAGGAGCACGGUACUCUUCAUCAAGGGACGAUAAAAGAGCAUUUUAACGUGCAUUCGGGACCAAGGGAGCACGUGGCCCCGGCGCAGCGGGACCACGGCGGUCCGCCUCUUGGUCGCGUUCGCGAAAGCGUAGGCCUCACCUCCCUCCCGAGGGAUCAGCUCGGGCCGUCCCGUAGCGUGACUCCCAUCGGCCCUGCUCACAGAGACAAUGUCAACCGAAGCGGCAUGAUAAUUAGGAACCCACGACCAGACUUUAGGCCUAGGGAACCGUUUCUAAACAGAGACCCGUUUCACAACUUAAAAAGGCCUCGGCCGCCUUUCGGAAGGGGCUCUCCAUUCUUUGCACCAAAACGCCCGUUCUUCCCUCCCAGGUACUGAAGCAGACACACAUCUCUUUAAGUGAAGGUAUUUGGAUGUCCUAGAGAGCAGUGGAGUAGCGCUUUCACUUACUUCCUUUUUAUUUUCUUCUUUCUUUCUUUCCUAAAGAGCCCCCGUAACGUUUUCCUAAAUUAAAUGUUCUGUACUGUUCGGUUGUUUAUCUUCUAAGCCACCCAACUUGGCAUAAGAACUAGGAAAAAAAAAAAAGUUUUAACCAGAAGAAAUUUCCAAGAGUAUUGCUGUUGAAAUAAAACUUCCAGUAGUAGUUUAAAAUAAAAAAAAUAAAAAAAAAAAAAAUAAAAAAAGAAGACGACGGGGUGGGGGGGAGGGAGGGAGAUCAAAUGUGCGAUGGUGGGAUGUUAUUUUAGCUGAUUACCAAAUUGCUUUGCCUCGCGAGUCCUCUGAACCCAUGACAGAUUUAAAAAAAAAUAAAAAUGGGGGAAGGAACUCUGCUACUAUUAAGGAAGAAUUAAGGGUCCAAGAUGUUUUCUAUGGUGAUAGAAAUAUUAACCCUUCCUGUGCCUUUCUGUUUGGAUUAACCAGUCGCUUCCUUCAGUGACAACCCGCGCAGUUGGGCUCUCCGGCGGCGCCCUGGGCACGGCCACGUCGCUCUGCCCUUCCCGGCUAGCGGAGGGGAGGGCAGGCCAGCGACACGCAGUUCUUCAUCGCUUCUGACUGCUUCUGUCUGUCUUAAAACAGCAAAAAAAAAAAAAAGGCAAAACACACACACAAAAAAGAAAAAAAAAAAAAAGAAAAAGUCUCUGCUCUUCAUGGCUGACGGUGUACAGUUUUCACCCCCGGGAAUCUUGAACUUUCCUGUUUGGUUUCAGAAACCGGUCUGUAGCGCGUGUGCGCUCCCUAGCUCCAGUUCAGUUUUCCGCCUCAAAAGACGAGAGAAUAAUUAAGCAGCUUUGGGGUAUAAACAGACGGAUGCAAGGAGGUGGGUAACGGCGCAGCCCGGCGCGUCCCCGGCGUGCGCCUGGCUCGCAGCAGCUCUCUCUUUCUUGUCUCUUUACCGUAGAGCUUAACCACGUUUGGGGGGUUGGGGGGGGUGGGGGGGAAAGAGAGCAAAAAAGAAAAAAAUCCUGUUUGUUUUUACCUGGGAACACUGUUGACUUUAUAUAUGUGUAUAUAUAUAAUCACUUUUUAAUUGCAUCUUUUUGAUUGUUUAAAACUCGCAGACUCUGUAAGAUGAGAGAGAGAACCUGCAUGCAGAGAGAUGGAAAUGAUGCCUAGAUUCCUCCUCCUUGUUGUGUGCUUUCAUAAAGACAUCUCUGCAGCCGUGUGCAUAGGGGACUUUUAUAUGAAGUUGGAAUUUUACUUGAUUUUUUUUUUUUUUUUUUUUUUUUUUUAGUUAGUAGAAUACAUCAUAUAUGUUUGAUAAAGGUGUAGGGUAAAUAUCUAUAUAAAAAUUACAAAAUGAGAACAUGGCAGAUGA